Pyrus x bretschneideri (Chinese white pear) is the source of this 835-nucleotide messenger RNA. Its product is annotated as probable polygalacturonase. Gene Ontology annotation, molecular function: polygalacturonase activity. Gene Ontology annotation, biological process: carbohydrate metabolic process. Lineage: Eukaryota; Viridiplantae; Streptophyta; Magnoliopsida; Rosales; Rosaceae. The record is from RefSeq and is a predicted model, not a curated record.
GGUUGAACUAUGAGCGCACAAAUUUUUUCUUACCCAUCCAUUUUGUUGCAUCCAGACUCUUCAGAUAAUCUCUGCAUUGAAGACUGUCAUAUUAGUACUGGUGAUGAUCUGGUUUCCAUAAAAAAUGGGUGGGAUGAGUAUGGCACUUCAUAUGGUCAUCCCAGUAGAAACAUCAUCCUUGUAAGAAUUACUGGUAAAACUGAAACAAGCGCAGGAAUUGCAAUUGGAAGUGAGAUGUUGGGAGGUGUGUCAGAAGUUCAUGCAGAAGACCUCCACUUUUUCGGUUCCAAAACAUGUAUUAGAAUAAAGACCUCCCCAGGAAAGGGUGGUUAUGUGAGAAAUAUAUAUGUAUCAAAAUCAAACAUAACCUUGGAUGGUAUAGGAAUAGCUAUAAGGUUCACCAGUCAGUAUGAGGAGCGCCCAGAUGAGUUUUACGACCCAAAUGCCCUCAUUGUAGAGCGAAUUACUUUAAAAGAUAUCAUAGUAGAGGUAGAGAAUAUCAAAACUGCUGGCCUGCUAGAGGGUUUAGAAGGUGAAAAUUUUCUCAUCAUUUGCUUAUCCAAUAUAACCUGUAGUGUGACCUCAAAAUCUCCAUGGAAUUCUAUUCAAGGAUAUUCUGACUCAGUUUCUCCGGAAACUUGUACGCCUCUCAAGCAGAGAAUCUCCCCAGAGCAUUACUCGGUUUGUUACUCUCUAUCUGAUCAUUCUGAUGACAUUUGGAUUUCUUCAAGUAAUCGAAACAGAGGUGCUUGGCGGCUUUCUUGGUAGAUUAAGGAAAGUCACCUUCUUGAAUGUCCGUGAAUGUUGCAAAUUUGAUUCUUUCCAUGGAAACAAA